This is a messenger RNA of Teleopsis dalmanni, 2149 nucleotides long. Its product is annotated as probable peroxisomal acyl-coenzyme A oxidase 1. Gene Ontology annotation, molecular function: acyl-CoA oxidase activity; FAD binding; fatty acid binding. The transcript is spliced from 8 exons. The record is from RefSeq and is a predicted model, not a curated record. The coding region runs from base 61 to 2070 and encodes 669 amino acids. Gene Ontology annotation, cellular component: peroxisome. NCBI's taxonomy places the organism in Eukaryota, Metazoa, Arthropoda, Insecta, Diptera, Diopsidae. Gene Ontology annotation, biological process: fatty acid beta-oxidation using acyl-CoA oxidase; lipid homeostasis.
UUUAUGACAGUUGUUUAGUUUGCUUGUUUUGAUUAAUUGAAACUUAAAUUGAAAGUGAAAAUGUCAGAGAAAAUAUCGGUUAAUGCCGAUCUUUUAAAAGAACGUCAAAAUGCCAGUUUCGAUACUGAAGAAUUUGCCGCUUGGUUUUGGCAAGGCGAAAAUCGAUUGCAAAUGAAACGUUUUGCUGAAAAGGAAUUGCUAUCAGAUGUUGAGGAUGCACAUAUUUAUGAAUAUUUAUCAUACGAGGACUCGUACACUAAAGCAGUAAAGGAUUGUAUUAAAGCAGCAGAGAAACUGAAAAAAUUCCAAAACAAAAUGAAUCCUGAGGGCAAUGAAAUUUAUCCGGGUUUAAUGAUGAGUCCUGUCGCAGAAGCUCUCAUGCCACUUGGCAAUACAUUUACAGUGCAUAUUGUAAUGUUCACACGCGCUCUUAAGUCUCAUGGUACUGAUGAAUUGUAUGAGAAGUUUGGUAAGCGUGCAGAUAACUUUGAGAUUAUUGGUACAUAUGCACAAACUGAAUUGGGACAUGGUACCAAUUUAAAAGGACUAGAAACCAGAGCCGAUUAUGAUCGAAAAACAGAUGAAUUCAUUUUAAAUACACCAACUUUGUCGUCAUAUAAAUGGUGGCCAGGUGGUUUGGGUCAUACAUCCAAUUACUGUAUAGUUGUUGCUCAGCUCUACAUCGAUAAUGAAUCUAAAGGCAUACAAAUGUUUUUAUUGCAAGUACGUGAUGAAAAGACGCAUAUGCCUUUAGCAGGUAUUGAUAUUGGUGAUAUUGGUAAGAAAAUUGGUUUCAAUGGAGUUAACAACGGAUUUUUGGGUCUUAAAAAUGUUCGUAUUCCACGGACAAAUAUGUUAAUGAAAAAUUCGAAAGUAUUAUCUGAUGGAACAUUUAUACAAAGUCCCAAAAGUCAAUUAGCUUACUUUCCAAUGGUAUAUGUACGUUGUAUGGUUGUGCUCAGUUGUGGCUAUAACUUAGCUCUUGUGUCCACUAUAGCAACUCGCUAUUCAGCUGUUAGACGUCAAAGUCCAAUUAAUCCUGAUGAACCCGAGCCACAAAUUUUGGAUCACGUGACUCAGCAACAUAAAUUAAUUCCGGAAAUAGCAACUGCUAUUGCAUAUUACUUAUCUGGUUUAAAACUCUAUAAAUAUUUUCAAGAUACUACUGUUGCUAUUCAGAAUAACGAUUUUUCUCGCAUGGAGGAAUUGCAUGCAUUGGCUUGUACAUUGAAAGCUUCAUCGUCAUAUGAUGCCACAGCUGGUAUCGAGCGGUUACGGCUUGCCUGUGGAGGACAUGGUUAUCUUACCUCGGCUAAUAUGGGAAAUGUAUAUAGCAGAAUUUCAGCUGCUUGUACUUACGAAGGAGAAAAUACUGUUUUAUACUUGCAAGUGGGAAAAAUUUUGAUGAAGAAAUGGGCAGAUGUCUUAGCUGAGAAACAAUUGAUGCCAACAAUGUCAUACUUAAACGAUUGGAAAAAUUCGAAAACCUUUAAUUGGAAUGGUUCGUGGGAUUGUAUGAUCAAAGCACUACAAUUUGUCACCACUAAAAAAACUGAAGUGACAUUUUCAAAUUAUAUGAGACGUUUAAAAAUGGGUCAAACUCAACCAAGUGCUUUAAAUAAUACAGGCAUCGAAUUGAUACAAGCAGCAGAGCUACACUCCUGUGUUUUCGUAGCGAGUAACUUCUUCACUGAAGUAACUGGUGAAGCCUUGGCAAAACAAUCAAAUGAAUUAAGAGCUGUACUUCAUAAUCUUUUGGAAUUAUUUUUAUUAAAGACGAUUCUACAACAUAUGAAUAUUAUAUUGCAAUUCAUUAACCUAACUGAUGCCGAUGUAACGGACUUACAGAAUCGUUUGGAAGAAGUUCUAAAACGUUUAAGAACGGAUGCUGUGGCAAUAUGUGACAGUUUUGAUUUCCAUGACUCGGUACUUCAGUCAACACUGGGUGCGUAUGAUGGAAAUGUAUAUGAACGCAUCUACGCGGCAGCAAAACAAAGUUCAUUGAACUCGCAGCCCGUGCCCAAGUCAUUCCAUUCGCAUCUUAAGCCAUUCAUGCAAGGCAAAUUGUGAUUAUAAUUUUAAAUUAAAUUAAAUAUUUAUUGGGGUAAUUAUGUAUUUCUGUAUAUAGUAAUGAAAUAAAUAUCUGUGU